Molecule: messenger RNA, 906 nt
Organism: Rhodofomes roseus
Lineage: Eukaryota; Fungi; Basidiomycota; Agaricomycetes; Polyporales; Fomitopsidaceae
Exons: 4
Coding region: 1-906 (301 amino acids)
Source: RefSeq, a predicted model, not a curated record
AUGACUAUCCACUUGAACCCCCGCGGCGACAUCGCUGUAGGGCAAAUCGUUGCGUACCUUCCUGUGCUCGCCGUCGCAGGCUUUCUCGUUGCCAGGCAUGGCAUUUCCCGGAAGUCGGGGUGGAUCUUCCUGGUCAUUGUUUCCCUUGUCCGCAUCGUCGGAGGGGCUACGGAAGUCGCCUCCCAACAGAACCCAUCCGACGUAACAUUGGCCACCGUGUCUUCCACGCUCACUUCCGCUGGCGUGUCGCCUCUCCUGCUCGCAACCAUUGGGUUUCUGACAACAGUGUGCGAGAACACACUCAGCGAGGACGCCCUUAUCGGAACGGGCCUCAGGCUCCUGUCGCUGCUCUAUACGCUCGCCCUGGCCAUCAUCAUCUUUGGAGGCGUCAAGAUGGGCAAUGCAAAAUCGCAAUCUGAACUGAACACCGGAACGACUCUUCGGCACGUUGGUGCUGUCGUCAUGGCAGUACUCUUUGUUGCGAUGUUCCUACUGCACCUGGUUUGCUGGAGCAACAUUAGUAGGAUCACGAAAGCCAGGAGGACGCUGCUGGCGGGCAUCAGCGCCGCGCUCCCCUUCCUCCUGGUACGAAUCGCGUAUACCGUGCUCUCCGCCUUCGCACCAUACCCGCGUUCCUUCUCUGCCACAGGCCAGGUCAUCACCACAACAUCCGAAUCGCCGCUUGCGAAAUUCAACACGUCCACCGGCAGCUGGCAAAUAUAUCUGCUCAUGAGCGUCCUCACCGAGUACGCCACGGUCGUGAUAUACUCGAUCGCAGGGACGCGGAUCCGGAUGGAUGACGAUCGACCGGAUUAUGUCAAGAGCGCGACGGUUGAGUAUGACGACGAACGCUACAGGAUGGGGAGGGAGCAAUGGCCUGGGGCCAGGGGUCAGUGGGGACGAUAG